UCUGAAUUAUAGGGUUUAAGGAUGAACUUGGCCCCCUAAUUCUUCGCCUCUGGUUUUCAGUUUCACCAGCCAGAAGACCAAGCAAGCAAGAAAAUGACGUCGUUUUGCAGGUCAGCAUUAAUGGCGGCUUCUAGAUCCCUCUCUUCUCGACCCAAAUCCCUUACUUUAAGAACCCUAACCCCAAAACCCAUUUCUUCUCCUUUCUCUUCUCCAUCAACAAGAACCCUUCCUUGCGCUUCAAGGAUCGUAUCGGCGUUGGGAGGAGUAGAGUCGAUGAUGCCACUUCAUAGUGCCAUUGCUUCUGCUCGAUUACAAUCAAGCAUCGCCGUUGAUUCUUCCUUCUGGAGCUGGCUCUCUCAAGGACUUGCAACACCAUUGUGACAAAGCUGGAUCUUUUGUUGGACAAUGAAAGGCAUAUGAUCUUUUUUUUUUAUAGAAAUCUAUGUCAAUGGAAAUCAAAUUGUUCAAGAUUUUUUCUUUGUAUUCUGAAAUUAUGCAUUUAACUUUUAGGGUCUGCAGGUUUUUUUCCUUUACUAUUUGUUUCGAAUCCCGAGCUUCUUUAUGAUGGGUUGAAUGAUAGGGAUGACAUACUGUUUUUGCUUUGGUAUUCAAUUUUGUUCAAGAUAAUGGGAUUUUUCUUGCUGAUGUU
Molecule: messenger RNA, 649 nt
Organism: Gossypium raimondii (Peruvian cotton)
Lineage: Eukaryota; Viridiplantae; Streptophyta; Magnoliopsida; Malvales; Malvaceae
Product: protein NONRESPONDING TO OXYLIPINS 2, mitochondrial-like
Exons: 3
Coding region: 94-381 (95 amino acids)
Source: RefSeq, a predicted model, not a curated record